Molecule: messenger RNA, 162 nt
Organism: Colletotrichum costaricense
Lineage: Eukaryota; Fungi; Ascomycota; Sordariomycetes; Glomerellales; Glomerellaceae
Exons: 1
Source: RefSeq, a predicted model, not a curated record
UCGAAUUCUUUUAUAAGAUUUUUUUUAUUUUUUAUAUUAAAAAAGGGUAAAAAAUUAAGACUUAUUAUUAAUUAUAGAAAAUUUAAUAAAGUUAUAAAAAAGAAUUACUAUUUUUUAUUACUUAUUAUUAAGCUUAGAGAUUUAUUUUAUAAAGCUAAUUAG